Molecule: messenger RNA, 222 nt
Organism: Dentiscutata erythropus
Lineage: Eukaryota; Fungi; Glomeromycota; Glomeromycetes; Diversisporales; Gigasporaceae
Source: the annotation of a GenBank genome assembly
AUGCCUGAUAAUGCAUCUAAUAAUAAUACUAUGUUUAGAUAUUUUGCUAAUCAUUGUGAUUAUAAUGAAAUUAAUUUUGAUAUAGAUAAUCAAAGAGUACGCUGUUUAGCACAUAUAAUUAAUUUGGCAGCUCAAGAUCUUUUGAAAAAUCUUAAAGCUGAAGAACUUAGUGAAAACAAAAUUUCAUUAGAUAAUAAAAAUAUUACUUCUACAGUAAAAAAA